UUCACAGUCAUCCAUGGUCUUUCAGCGCUCCCUCCCCCGCGCCCAGCGUUAAACCAACUCAGCCCCACUGGCCAGUGUCCAGGAAAUGGAGAAAGUGGAUGGACUGCUGCGGGCUGCAGGGCCCACCAGCCCUCCCUCUCUCUAUGGCUGGGUUUUUCCAGCUGGAGCCUCCCUCCCUCUACCGCAAUCACUGAAAGCCGCUACUCUCUACCGCGGCUGCUCCAGCGCAUCAUUUAUUUAUUUAUUUAUUUGCUUAUUUAUUCCUUUCCUCCUGUUUUUCCCCCUGUACCAGCAGACCCUCCCCCUCGGAGUCAGAGAAAGAAACGUUGCAGUCAGUCAGAGAGAGAGAGUCCCCACUGUAAGGGAGGAGGUGGGGGAGAGAGAGAUUGUGCGUGAAGUGGAGGGAGAACCCCGGCGCAGGAGGGGAGCUAGAAGGAGGGGUGGGGAGCUCGGCAGAAAUCUCCGCUCGUCCCCUCCGUCCCCCGCCUCAGCCACCCUCUCCCAGAGCCAUGAGCGCUACUAGACAGAAGGCUGAAAAGAGUGAUGGGACCAUGGGCGGGAGCGAACACGAAACUGAAUUACGGGACAGAGCCCACCUGAGCCAGGAGCGGAGGCUCAAACAGGCUACCCAGUUCGUCCACAAAGACUCCGCUGACCUCCUCCCACUGGACAGUCUCAAGAGGCUUGGCACUUCCAAGGAUCUGCAGCCACACAGUGUGAUCCAGCGUCGCCUGAUGGAAGGGAAUCUGGACCAGUUUCUCGGGGAGUCCUCCUUGGUUUGGGGCCAAGUUCAUGGAGCAGAGAGUACUAAAAAGCCCAGCAGGAAGGAGACCCCGGCUCUUCUUGUCCACUGUAAGUGCCGGGACCAGAUAUUAAGAGUGGCAGUGGAUACAGGUACCCAACACAACCAAAUCUCUGCCAGAUGCCUCAGUCGCCUUGGGCUAGGGGAGGGGACGCUAAAAACCCCAGGUGGGAAAAAGGCUCCUGGCCCCCUGACCCACGUGGAGCAGCUGGAACUGCAAUUAGGGCAAGAGACAGUAGCAUGCUCAGCGCAAGUGGUUGAUGAUGAGAGUCCUGAAUUUUGCCUGGGAUUGCAGACACUGGUAUCUCUCAAGUGCUGUAUUGACCUGGAGCAUGGUGUGCUACGGCUGAGAUCCCCUUGUCCAGAGCUACCAUUCCUGCCUUUCCACCAGGAGCCUGGCCAGUGACAACAAUGCCUGUCUGUCCCCCGGAGAAAAAACAAAACCUUAGGGGAAACGUCAUGGGCAGUGGCAGGGCUGCCCACCCCUUGACCCUUGUUCAUAUGUUUUGUUUGUCCACAUGCAUUCUUUGCUUUUUCACCAAUUUCUACAUAAAAGGUCACAUCCUAAAUAAAGUGGAGGAGCAGGGAAGUAAAUGCUUUUAGCAACUAUGGAUUAGGGAAGAAUUCAUGACCAAACAUGGUAUAGUGAGAAUCACAGAAGAUAAAAUGGACAAUCUUGAUUAUAUAAACUGAAAAUUUUUUAUACAAAUAAAAUCAGUGCAUUUAAAAUUAGAAGGGAAAAGAUUAACUCAGAAAAAAAUAUUUUCAGCUAGAUUACAAGAUAUGUAAGAAUCUGAAUGAAAUAUAGGAAGCUAUUCGCAAAGCAUCUGAACUGGUAGUUCUCAAAGGAAACAAUUCAAGCUUUCAAUAGCCAUAUCUAAUCAAUAAUGAUCGGAGAAAUGAUCUUGUUUUUCCAGGAGAUAGUCCUCAGAAUGUUAGGGAAAGUUUUGUAUUAAGGUUUCUUUUUUCCAAAACUACUCCCUAAUUUCUCAAAAGGCUUUUGGGUCUUUUCAUAAAAGAGUGAUAAAGCUACACACUGGAGUCAAGAGGUUUGGUAUUGAGUUGACUUGCAUGACUACCAAGUCCCCAUCACUGAUACUCAAUAUUGUUCCUUAAUGUCUCAUCAUCUGCCACAUCAUAUGAGUCUUCUUCUUGAUGUCCAUCACUUAACUGUUACACCUCCUAGUUGCUCCAUGGCGGAUGCUGUGACACUCACCGUUCUAAUUCCCUGCAUAUCAGUUUUUUAAUAGCUGUUUUUUUUUUUUUCCCUUUGGAGCCCCAACCCACCUCCUGCUGCCUGGCAUUGAUCCUAUGUUGGUCUCUACAUUUUCCUGAAUUAUAAACUCAUUUGUAAUCUUUCCCA
Messenger RNA from Antechinus flavipes (yellow-footed antechinus), 2165 nucleotides. RefSeq names its product nuclear receptor interacting protein 2 (gene NRIP2). NCBI's taxonomy places the organism in Eukaryota, Metazoa, Chordata, Mammalia, Dasyuromorphia, Dasyuridae. Bases 510 to 1208 code for a protein of 232 amino acids. The record is from RefSeq and is a predicted model, not a curated record. Gene Ontology annotation, molecular function: aspartic-type endopeptidase activity. Gene Ontology annotation, biological process: proteolysis. The transcript has 6 exons.